Molecule: messenger RNA, 1238 nt
Organism: Aphanomyces invadans
Lineage: Eukaryota; Oomycota; Saprolegniomycetes; Saprolegniales; Verrucalvaceae
Product: 18S rRNA biogenesis protein RCL1, variant
Exons: 5
Coding region: 23-1117 (364 amino acids)
Biological process (GO): endonucleolytic cleavage of tricistronic rRNA transcript (SSU-rRNA, 5.8S rRNA, LSU-rRNA); ribosome biogenesis
Cellular component (GO): nucleolus
Molecular function (GO): RNA endonuclease activity
Source: RefSeq, a predicted model, not a curated record
CCGGAGGGUCAAGGUCGCCGCGAUGAUGAAGGUUGUGAACCCGUCCAAGGGCAGCGAGAGCGCGGGGAAUGCUGCGUCGUUCUCGUCGUCCGGUGGCACCCUCAAGUUCAAGGGCUGCGCGCACUUUCGCCAGCGCUUGAUUUGUGCAACGUUAAGUGGCCGUCGCAUUCGCAUUGACAACAUUCGCGGUGACAGCGAAGAGCCUGGGAUCUCGGAGUUUGAGGCCAACUUCCUGCGCCUCCUGGACUCGAUCACGAAUGGCAGUCAGAUUGAGAUCAACGAAACAGGAACUGUCCUCAAGUACGCUCCGGGUUUCAUCGUCGGGGGCACGAUCGACCACGACUGCGGCACGAAACGAUCCAUUGGUUGGUUCCUCGAAGCGUUGGUCGCGCUCGCGCCGUUUGCCAAGCGUCCGUUGGUGGCGACGUUGAAAGGUAUCACGAACGACGACGUUGAUGCGUCCGUGGACUACUUCAAGGCUGUGACGAUUCCAUUGCUCAAGCAUUUUGGCUUGGACGAAGGGCUGGAUUUCAAAGUCAAGAAACGGGGUGCGCCUCCACUCGGCGGUGGCGAGGUCCUCUUCCGAUGCCCAACCGUCCGCCAACUCAAAUCGGUCCACUUGGUCGAGGAAGGGUUCAUUAAGCGCAUUCGAGGAGUCGCCUACUGCACACGCGUGUCGCCUCAAACGUCGAAUCGCAUCGUCGACACAUCUCGAGGUCUCUUCAACAAGCUCCUUCCCGACGUAUACAUUUACUCGGACCAUUACCGCGGCACGGACUCGGGCUUGUCCCCCGGCUACGCCCUGUCGUUGGUGGCGGAAACGACCACAGGGGUGCUUCUCGGGGCCGAAACCGCAGCUACCAGUGGCAGUUUGCCCGAGGACGUGGCGUCCAUGGCGUCGCAUCUGCUGUGUGAAGAAAUUCAAAGGGGCGGCUGCGUCGACACGUCGAACCAGUGUUUGGCGCUUCUACUGAUGACGCUGUCGCCUGAAGACGUGUCCAAGAUUCGAUUCGGCAAGCUUACGCCAUACAGGUACUUGUUGGACCGCGCCGCCCACGCAUCGAUUUGUGUUGUAGCAUGCAAUAUCUGCGCCACCUGCGAGAUUUCUUUGGCGUGACGUUCAAAAUCAAGGCCGACCACGAGUCCAAGUCGGUCCUGUUGUCGUGCCUCGGGAUCGGGUUCAAAAACUUGUCGAAGAAAGUCACAUAAAGCAACAUGUAUUUUAUUUGCCACCAACA